Messenger RNA from Dentiscutata erythropus, 738 nucleotides. The record is from the annotation of a GenBank genome assembly. Lineage: Eukaryota; Fungi; Glomeromycota; Glomeromycetes; Diversisporales; Gigasporaceae.
AUGUCUCAAACGGAGGAAGUUCAAUGUCCCUUAUGUUCAUCCAAAAUUUCAAAAUUUCAUAUUAAUUUAACUUCAGAUCUAUUGAUGUGUGUUAAUGAAUCGUGUACGUAUCCAUUCGAAACGGAGGAUGUCUCAAAAUUUAUUGUGCAAAAUGAUGAACAGACAGUUUUAACUCCUAGCUUAGAAAUUCGAAAUGGUGGAACCAACGAAAUAGAAUCCUUUCCAUCAACCUCAGGUGAUCUUUCUUUUGAUUUGAAUCCCUUUAAAAAUAACAACGAUUUCACCUUUACAUCGCCGAUAUCCUCCGUCGAGAAAAAUGAAGAUAUAACAGAUUUAUCGCAAUUCGAUGAGAUUCUGAAUAAUUUUUCGAUAAAUAAUAAUGAUUUUAUCACCAAUGGCAUGGAUACACUGUUAAAUGAAAUUGAUUUCUCAUCAACAUUGAGAACUGAUGACAGCAAUAAUUUAAACCAGAUCGAUUUGAAUAUGACGUUACCAUUGAUAAAUAAUAAUGAAUUAGAAGUAACAGAUAACUUAACACCUAUAAUCAGUGAUGAUCUCUCUAUGACUAUGGAAAACAUGUUUUGUUCUACCACCGAUUUAGACGCAUUAUUGGGAUCAUUUAACGAUGAAUCAUUGGUAAAUGACGUUAAUAUUAAUGAAAUUGCAUCUGAUAUUCCUAAAUUGGAUUCAAAAUUAAACGCCGUUGACGAGUCAGAGAAUCCAAAUAGUACAAAAUAA